AUGCACAGGGAGCUCUGUCGAGGCCGCGCCUGCGAGUGGUUCGGCUCCCUGGCGGGACUGCUGGGGCCUCUGACAUGCGACACGUCGGCCGCGUCCCGCUGGUGGGCAGUGACCUGCCUCGGCCACCUGCUCCGAACAGGAGCCGAGAACACAGACGUGGCGCCCUGGACCAACGAGAUCGGGCGCCUGCGUGAGAGGCUCAGUGCCGUCACCUCUGAGUCUCUGCUGGCCACCUCCACCAACAUCGCGAAGCUCGUUUGCAAAUAUUUCCCCCGAGGCCAGGCCUCAGGCUUCAUGAGCAGCAUUGUGGAGAGCCUGCUGUGCACCAGGCCCGUGUGCGCGUGGGCCGCUGAGCGGUGGACGCUCACCUUCCUGGGGGAUUGCGGAGAGCAAAUAUUCCAGGAGGAGGUGCCCAAACUCGUGCACCUCCUUUACACCUGCCUGCGGAGCACCCGGCAGAGCGCUCGCAGGUGCUUUGUGCUGCGGGCCGUGUUCCUCCUGGCCCACUCUCACCCACAGCCGGUGCUCGACAGCCUCCUCCAGGCGUGCCUGCCCACAGACAGCGACAUGGUGGAGGUGUGGAGGAGCCUGGGGAGAAGCGUCCUGGGGUGCCAAAUCCUGGUGUGCUUAACUGAAAAGUUAAGGGCAGCAGGAAAGAGCAGCCACAGGAGCGAGUGCUGCACUCGGGAGCUGGGCAGCAGCCAGGCUGCCCUGGAGCCUCGCACGAUCACCCACGCCCUCUGCGAGGUGGUGUCAGUGCUGCAGAGGAAGACACUGGUCCAGCGCCUGCUUCCCUACCUGCUUCCCGGCCUUCUGAGGCAGGUCAGCGAGACGCUGGGGGAGGAGCUGGCACCGUCCGUUGGGGACCUGGAGAGCGCUGACAUGCCGGGCAGCCUUUUUGUGGCGGCAUUGGAGCUGGUGCUGGCGAGGUGCCUGGACAAUCGGUGGCUGCGGCUGCUCCGGGAGCAGGGAGCGUGGGCGUCCCUGGCAGAGCCCCGGGCUCACAGCACCGGCGUGUGUCUCCUGGCGAGGUGAGAGCCCGGGA
Dromaius novaehollandiae (emu) is the source of this 1045-nucleotide messenger RNA. RefSeq names its product maestro heat-like repeat-containing protein family member 2B. NCBI's taxonomy places the organism in Eukaryota, Metazoa, Chordata, Aves, Casuariiformes, Dromaiidae. Gene Ontology annotation, cellular component: cytoplasm. The coding region runs from base 1 to 1035 and encodes 344 amino acids. The record is from RefSeq and is a predicted model, not a curated record. The transcript is spliced from 8 exons.